AUGGAUGGAGCACCAACUGUUAUUGCACGAUACUGUGUCACUACUAAGCCUGGAGAAUGGGCCAUGCAGGCCCUAUUGCGCCAGCUAACGAGCUUGGCACGGUCAAAAAUCGAAAAGGCUCUUGAAGAUCAGCAAGAAACAAACCUUGUGAAAAGCAUGAGAUUAAAUGAAGACCCAGCAUAUGAAAACCUGAUUAGUGCAUUCGGUGUUGCUGCUGAAUUCGCUUUGCCAUCGCUAGUAUCAACAUUAUCAUUGUGGUAUAGAUCUCAGCACUCUUCAGGGAAGUAUUAUCAAUUACACCAACUUCACUGUUUUGCUUCGCCCAACAAAUUAAAUGAAAACGAUAUUUCAAUGGCAACCCAACGUCCUUCUGAAGACAGUCAUAUUUUUGAUGUUACACAGGCCACAUCCGUUCCUCCUAACAAAUCUGUCAAAUGUGCCUCAGAAUCAGCUUCCUUGUCAAAAUCGAAUCAUGUGUUUCCACCUGAUGCCUCUGUUAUUUUUGAACGACGUGACCUUGCAAUCGAUAUAAUAUUUUGCCAUGUCAUACUUGCUGUUCUGAAACAGCUACCGUUUCAUCCGGGUCAUAAUGAUGUUAUUGAAUUGAUUUUAGAACAGUGCUUUAGAAGAUUUAAUUACAGAGAAGAUUUGCAACCGAAAAAUAGCGAAAACAUAAAUCUUGUUGCUGACCUUUAUGCGGAAAUUGUUGGGCUUUUAUUCCAGUCAAGAUUCGCUCUGGUUCGUCAUAAAUUUAUGGGCUGUUUGAAUGAACUCAGAUCCAAAGAAAAUAGUCCAAAUAACAGAGCCAGUAUUGUAUCUCUCAUAAUGGGAAUGAAAUUUUUUCGAGUAAAAAUGCACCCUAUCGAAGAUUUUGUGAAUUGUUUCAAUUUCCUGCAAGAAUUAGGUCAAUACUUUCUGGAAGUGAAGGAAAUCGAAAUUAAGCACGUUUUAUCAGAUUUAUUUGUCGAGAUCUUGCUGCCUGUGGCUGCUGUGGCUCGCCAAGAAGUCAAUAUCCCAGCUUUGAAGACAUUUGUGGAGAAUUUAUAUCCGGCAAGUUUGGAAUUGGCUAGCAAAAAGAAGCAUGUUCCAGCUCUAUUCCCCUUGGUUACAUGUUUGCUUUGCGUUGGUACGAAACCAUUUUUCCUGAAUAACUGGACCAAUUUCUUGUCUAUUUGCUUGAGUCAUCUUAAAAACCGAACUUCUAAGGUUGCUUUGGUCAGCUUACAAUCACUGUCAUGUAUAUUAUGGGUUUAUAUUGUGCGUAUCAAAGGAGAGAAACACACAGAAACGCAAAACAAAUUGCAUACAAUCAUUAACAGUUUAUUUCCGAAAAAUCAGAAAAUCAUCCUACCCAAAGAUGCGCCAAUUAAUAUAUUUGUUCGAAUAAUUCAGUUCAUUGCUCAUGAGAAACUUGACUUUGCGAUGAAAGAAGUCAUCAUUGAUCGUUUGGGGGUCAAUGGAUCACAGAAAGCCUUAGUUAUGCCAGAGAGAAUUAACGUAGGAUUGUGUGCUUUCUUACUAAUAGCACAUGGUCUUCAACAGAAAGACGGUGAACCUCCCAUGCCUCAACAGUGUAUUGGUGCUGGAGGCGUCGGUGGUGGGUUUAGACAGGCUGUCAUUAAGCGAUCUUUUCACGGAACCAAUUUAAAUGAAGCUUUAGGUUCCUUACUAGGAAUACAAAGCUAUUUAGUACCGGUUCGUAGAGCUUUUGAGCUCAUUUUGCGUCAAUUGGAUACACAAGUCUGUCGUACAAUGAUGUUACCGAAGCAAGAAGUAACUCAAAAGGAAUUUGAUGAGUUAAUGACGGCAGAUCGUAAACCAAAAUUAGACUUGCUAAAAACUUGUGUUGCAUGUAUUCCACGUCUGUUACCUAUCGAUAUGACUAAGCAAGAGAUUUUAGAAAUAUUGGCUAAAGUUUGCUUACAUGUUGACGAAGAUGUCCGAAAAAUGGCUCAGCAGGCGAUGGCAAAUUUAAUAGUGGAGUUACCAGCUUAUAGAGUUAAGACGAUACAAGUUUUUAUACAAUUCAUUCAAAAGAAUGUGACUGAUACUUCACCCCAUCAACUGGAUAGCUGUUUGAAAACUUUAUUUCACUUGUUAAAUAACUGGAAGUUAGCCUUGCAGAAGGACGGAGCUGUCACACCCAAUAUGGCUGAAAAAUCAGCAUUGUAUGAAGCUGAAGGAUUUGCUUUAGUUAUGUUAUGCAGCUGUCGGUCGAUAACUCGGCGUCUGGCUGUGUACAUUCUUAGAAAAUGCCGAGCUUUAUUAAACCUAAUCCAAUCAGCAACUUAUGAUCCAACUUUAAAACAGUCAAAUGAUCUACGGGAAAUGUGUUGUAUAGAUGUUCUGGAUCGUUCAGUACCUGUAGUAUUGAAACGUAUUUUACCCAUCCUACCUCUCAGUGAAAGGUCUGCUUUGUCGUCAGUAUCCAGUUUGGAUUUUUCAGUCUUCACAGAGCGGUCACAUCCUGUAUGGUUUAGUGGUAGUACCGCUCCCACUUACUCACCGAUAGUUCUCCCUGCAAACUGUUUAAAUAAUAACCAGUAUUCUGGUUUAAUGUCUGGAAACGAUGUGCAGCAUAAUGAAACCAGAUUUGGUAACUUAUCAAGUCGUCAUGAUCUGAAUAGGCCAAAUUAUCAUAAUAACAAUAGUCCAUGUGGAGGGGAUUCAGUGACUGCUAAUAUGAGUGAAAAAUCUAAACUCGACGAGACAUCUGUACAGGAAACAUUUACAAAAAUCGUUAGACCAUCAAUCUCUGGAUUACUUGCAACUUCAAGGACUCUAGAUUCUCAGAAUGUGCAAACUUCUAAAUCUUGUUCUUCAACAACACCUGUGCACAGACGGCCUUCUCAGUACAACCAACAAGUUCAGCACACACAACAAGCCUAUAUAAUGCAGCCGACACAAGAACGAGUGGUCCUCGCAGAUGUUUGGGGCACUUGUCUUUCUGUUGUGUUUAGUUCGUCUAGUUUACCAGCCAGUUGUCCUAUGGCUAUCAAGUCUGCUUGGUCCAUACUUUUUCAGAGAAUCAGCGCUCUAUUUCCAUUAAUCGAUCCAAGCGCACAGAUAGCUGAAAAUAGAGCGUCAUCCCUACUGCGAACUGCGAGUAAGAAACCUGCUAAUGAACGUGAACAGUUUGUUCCAUUAUGGCACAAUUAUGUUGUUGUUGGAUGUUGUAUAGCACCAAGUUCUACUGGUAUUCGAAUUUCCAAACCUCCAGAUACAUGCUAUCAGCCUGAGUUACGUGUGCAAAAGCAUUCACCAGACAGUGGUGCAAAACGAGAUACUUUUCAUUGUCGUGACAGUUCUCGAUCACCUACCCAGCCAGAUGAAAUACAAAGUCAAACAACAGAUUCCAGUGCAAAUUCGUCAACUGCUCGUGCAACGAUGUCCAACUCUCCAUGCUCUAAUUGGCCGAAUUCAACAGAUUUAAAACAUUCAGCAUCCUAUGGUAAAGUGAACGCCCGAGACUUAGUGAAGUUGUUAGUACCGUUGUUAAGAUGCGAGCAACCCGAGAUACGCGAUUCAGCAAUUGGCGGUCUCGGUCGGAUAAAUCCAGCGGCUUUCAGAGAUGUCCUUGAAGAUUUGCAGCCACUACUGAAAGAAUCUUUUGAUCGGAAACAAGAGAAUUUACGCCGUCGUCGUAGACGGGAUGGACUACGAUCAGCUUUAAUUAAGAUACUAUCUCUUAUGGCACAAACAGGUGUAUUUGCACAUCCCGAAUCAAACAGUGUCACACCACAAGGAGCCUUGAUCCCUCAGCUGCUGGAUUAUAUAGAUGGGAUGAGAAGCUAUUUAGAAUCAGUUUCCGAUCAAUUAUUGAGUCCUGUUAGUCACACGCAUCCAUCAUCUGCUUCUUUAAAUAUUUUAGCGUCUAUGCCCUCUGCCAGUUCAUCCCAGCAAGUUGGGACAAGUGGGAGUAAUACGAGUAAUCAAGUAUCUGGCUCUAUUAGCAGUGGUUCUGUGGUUAACUCUUUACCUACUCCUUUGUCCUCUGCGCCUUCAGUAUCUGAAGCCUAUCUACUGAAUGAAAUUCGCUUACACUUUUGCAUUUUCACCAAAGAGCUUAUUCGACGUUUACCUAAGCAAAGUCGUGCCAACUUAUUACCACCUACAUUAAGACAUCAAUUGUUCAUUUUAUUGUCUCAUUGGAGCGCUCAUUACGAUCAUGUUAUGGGAACUUACUUUGGAUCUGAAGGUCCAGUUCCUAUACAGUCUUGCUUUAGUAAUUCAAAUGUUGACUUCACUGAGCAUACCACCGGUUCCAGUGGCGUGGUUGGUAUUUCUCCAUCGAAUGAAAUAUCACCGGGGUUUAUCGGACCUCAUCAUCAGUUGGUAAAUGACAAUUUUCUGCAAUCUAUUAAUAACUUGAGUAUUAAUAAUGCCACAUCAUCGGGAUCUACGGACUCUACUGCAAAUUUAACCAUCCCUCUAAACCAAGCUUCUCAUAGUCCUACAUUUCAACAGAAAGUUUCAAAUAACGAACAAACUGAAGGACUUGAUUCUCUAGAGUAUUGUUUAUGGAUUGACCUGAUCUGGUUGUCGAACCAAGCUAUGGCAGCGCUAGUAUGUUGUGGGCCGAUAUUUGAUCGUCUAGCGCUUUUACCACACGAUAAUUCCAAAAUCAACCAGGGAGCAGCAGUUCCUGGAUCCGAUUCAGCAUAUGGUUCAUGUUCAGAUCGCUCAAAUGGUACUUCGUGUUCAAAUGUUUGCACUCCAAGCCCUGGUUAUGUACUUCGUUGGAUUUCCGGACUUCUAGUUGCACGCGACACUGCUCUUAGUUCAAGUCCAUGGUUAUGGUUUUGUCCCAUCACUAGCCGUGGUCUUUUGCAUAAUACUCUUAAUCCUGGUGGUGCCUCACUCUGUGGCAAUAGUCACACGCGGUCACGCACAAUAGCAGCUGGUGGUGGACGUCGAUUAGAUUCUUUACUGCGUCAGUUAGGCGAAGAAACUUUGGUUCUUCUACUGGAUUUCAACACAGAUAAUAGUGGCCUUUUCAAUUGGGUGGUCGAUCAGUGUUAUACUUCAUCGAACAUUUCACUAUCUACAGCGUGUUUUGAAUGUAUUUGCCUUAUAAUGAGUAAUAUACCUAAUUUCACUUGUGAUCAUACUGUUCUAAUCACAUUAUGCCUGGUUUUUAUUGAUCAUCCGUCGAGAUUUUUGAGUGACAGAGCCUUUUAUUUACUGCGCGUGUUGUAUCGGCGUUUCUUUAUUGAACCUGCUGAAAUUUUGUACAAGCAAGUACAUUCAGUGGAAUCUAAAAAACCAUAUUCAGACAAGGAUUCACCUCAGUCUCAGUCAUCUACAUGUAACCAACCAAACUGUGAAUGUACCCAUCUGUCUACAUAUUUAAAAAUGAACAAAUUAUUUUAUCGCUCCUUUAACUACUGGUCGCCGUGUGAAGUCCUACGACAAUUUGCCGCCCAACAUCCAGACUACACACUCACUAUUUUUUCAGAGGUCUCUAGACGUCUUGAGAAUGCUCGAGAAGGUCUUCGUGUUCCAUUACUGCAUUUACUUUCACCUUGGUUUGUAAAUGUUGAACUGGUUGAUCUUAUUGAAGGCGAAGUAUACGACUCACCAGACCAUAAUUUAGAUAUGGAUGAUGAUUUUUCGUACACGGAAAAAGAAAACGACCCGUUCUCUAUGAGUACUUAUGAGAAGCCUUCAGAUAUCGUUGACGUCUCAAAUAAUGUUACUUCAGAUCAACAACAACAGCAACAUAUUAAUGUCAGAAAAGAUAAUCCAGAAUAUCGUAUUCGUUUGUCUAAGCGAUAUAAACGUUCGAAAAGCCUAUUGAAUGCUGAAUCACUACGUUAUGAUCACGAUGAUACUGAUGCUGAUUCAGAUAAUAUUAACCAUCAACGAAGCUUCAAAUCACUUUCGUUGUUAAGAAUGCGUGCUCGUCAAGCAAUGAUGGGUGAAAAUACAGAUUUACAUAGUCCUCGUUCUUUCCGCUCUUCAAAUUUCUGUUAUAAUAGUCAUUUCAGAAAUGGGUGUAAAGCAACGUUUGCAACGAAUAAUGCUGCAUUAUGGUCCACUGUUCCUCCCACACUUCGAUCUAAAGGAUGGGGUUCAAAACAAGCCACUGAGUUUGUUCUCACAAACCUAUUCUACCUGACAUUAAGACUUGCUGAUUGUCCAACUUCAUCUGAGGCGCUAAAGCAACUUUGGAUUACACUAAUUCGUCAUCGGUCUGCGAAUCUGCGAGUGAUUAUUCGUUACCUAAUUAUCAUUACAUCUCUCGCACCUGGCACCCUGUUAAUACAUGUUAAACGUCUUCUUGCCUACUUGGCCUCAGAGCAACCUGAAAGUGUUAUAGGCGAACUAAUGGUUGAGAUGCAAACAAUUGAUGGUAUUGGCUUGAUUGUAGAGCCCUCUCCUAAUCUACCCUUCUUUCACGUAAGUGCUUCCAUACCACAACGAAAAUCGAAUGAGGAUAUACAAUCUUCUAAGGUGAAAUCUUUUAUUAAGCAUUACUCAUCAUCGAAAGUGUUUGAAGACUCCUUAAAGAAACCUACCUCUCAAACAUUGCCAAGUCAAGAUGGUCUUGUACAACCGGAUGCUGAAUUAAUUGCAUUAGGUUUGGAUAGCGCUCAUAAUUUUAAUGCAACAACACAAAGACGUACAUUGCGUAGCGCUGUUGGAGGGAAAUAUGAUUGUCAUAAUGUUAACGGCGAUCCAAAUACAAGCACUGUAACUCCUGAGGUCGCUAUUCGUCCAAAGUCAGCUACUUGCCAACCAUGUGUUGAUAGAAGUAGUAAAGAUGAUCCACAGAUAGAAAGGAGGAAUACAAAAAUACAUUCCACGUCACUAUCGCCUGCUUCUGGAACUGCUAACGAUAAUCUCACGUCCACGGCUGAAACACCUGGGGCACAGAAAUCUCAUUGUCUACCGUUAUCAUCAAAUUGUCAGUUAGUUGAAGGAAGUGAUGGUGAACCGGAGAUUGAUGUUGAUACAUUUGAAGGUCUCGGCAAACGUGGACUGCCUUUGGAUGAUAAAUACGCUACUCUACGUGCCAAAGAUAUUGCGAAUUUGUUGAUCCAACCUGUUCCUAAGGAUUUCGAAUCUAGUGAUUCUGUUUCUGACUGUGAUUUGCCGAAUGUACCUCACCGUGGUACAACCUUCCCUACUACAUAUGCUGCUCAGGAGCGAUCUGGUUUUUCAUCUACACUGCCAAACCAGGUAAAUGAAAUAUCCCGUUUACAAAUGUGUGGGAGAACUUUACGACAACCCAAAUACCUGAAAGAAUUCAGAGAAAGACGUUUCAAGUGGUUCAAUAGUUCAAAAAAUGAGACAAUUUCUUCUCUGGCGAUGGAUGCUCAUCCGCAUUCUGCUUCAUUACCACCUAAUCUAACCGACCUCCCUCCUUUGCCAUUGGCGCUUCCGACUAGCAUUUCUACUAUUCUAAGUCUUUCCUCAAGGGGAUCUACUGGAUCUAAUACCUGCAUUUUACCAGUAAAUUUGUCCAGUGCUGAUAAGAGAAGCAAUACUGGUUCUGACAAAAUGGAUAACAAACCUAUUUCUGUUCGCAUACGUACAUGUUCAAAUUCGGUUGGUAAAAUAUCCUUUGAUUGCAACUCUAAACCAUUACCCAUGCCUAUAAAUGGAGGUUAUCAAGCUCCUCUUGGUUCAUGGUUAUCUGAACCUUUGGUGAUUGGCGGAUCAGUCGUUUUCAGUGGUGGAUGGCCUCCUGCUGGACCUAGGUCACCUUUAGUCCUUAUUCUAGCGGGUGGCCUAACUCAGUGUAGAGAUAUUCGAAUAGACUGGACUCAGCAUCUACCUGUUAUGCUACUUGGUGUAUUUCUGGGCAUUGAUCACUGUCGCGCUCUUAUACAAGAAGAAUCUAAACAAUUGCUUGUUUCUCUGUUAGACCAAGUCUGUCCACAUCAUGAUGCUUUGCAUUUAUUGCGACUAGAACUGGAAGCGAAUCUUCGUCGCCUUGCUCAUCCGUCUGCACUGCCUGGUCCUCGAGUUCAAGACUAUCGUCUGACUUUUGAUGGUGGGCCAUACUGUGAAAAAUUCAACUUAGUGAUCGAUCCUUUUAUGACAACUGAAAGUGAUAAUCUGUUUCCGUCACCAAUAGUUUCCAGCAGAACAGUUAAAUAUGACGACACGGAGCAGUUUAAAAAUAUGCCUUCUACUGAAAAUGAGCCAGAUGGCAAUAACCACACAGCCUCACUUGACUUGUUACCGCUGAAAGAUAUUGACGUAACAGCUAGCUUAGCUGCUAGUCCAUCUUCACCAAACUGUAGUCCACCAAUGAUUACACAGCUUCAAACUAAUCCAACACCUCUGAUAAAACAAGGUCGACUGAGUGAUUCUAUGUUCAGUCUUACGAGUACGGCAACUCUAAUUCCUCGUCAUCAAGAUGUUAAUGUCUCAGAACCACAGUAUUUUAAUGAUACUACAAUGCACAAGUCAAAUACAGUCAAUAAUAGUAAUAAUCAAGCUAUUGAUGUUUCAGAAAAACAUUUCCUACGUAGUAAAACACUUUCGAACGCGACUCGACCUUCAUCUGUGUACACUAGUUCACAACCGUCGAGAACAGCGACGACAAACCAUGUCCAGGCAUCAAAUUAUCAUCCUUUGAAAAUGGAAAAGUCCAAAAAGGUCAAAGAAUCCGACUUAAAACUAUUAGAAGAAGCUAUUCAGCAACUUAGGUGUAUACUUCUAGAUGGUUUAGGACAAGCUUUAUGGACUUGGGAAGAUUUUAAUAUGCAACGUAAUUCCUUCAAUUCAACAAUCCAAUCAACGUAUCAGUAUGAGUUUAAUCAAACAUUUUCCAAUGAGAAACCAGAAAUUAAAGAAUCCACAAUGAAAACAAAGAUGAAUAUGAACUCACUUGAACAACUUGUUAAACUAGUUGCUCGUAUACUUUCCUUAUCUGAAGCUGGUUCUGAAGAAGCUGAAAAUUGUUUACAAUGUCUACAUGGUCCACCACAUGAUCAUAACAGACGAGGUGUAGUUGAUCAAGAUGAUAAUUGCAAAGAUGCAUGGUCUGAUCAUUCAAAUUAUUGCUUGGUGGCACGUUUAUCACAAGCUGCUUUGAACACUGGUUUAUCCUGUCCUAGCCGACAUUAUGCCAGUCGUUCUUUACAGAUUCACCGUGCUCUUGGUGCACAUUUGGACAAGAAGUCCUUGUCACAGUUAUUAGCCAGAUUAGGAGAAACAGUAUCCGAUGGCAAUGAAGAAAUGCAGGGAUAUGUAGCUGAACUUUUUGUUACACAGGAGGCAGCUAUUCACCACCUAAAAACAAGAAGUGAUAGCUUACUGGAACCUGUAUCCACAUUUGGUCCUGAUCCUGCCUCUCCGUCAUCUAGCUCCAUUAGUGGAAAUGGACGCAAGUCCAUUCAGAGUAUUGUCUCAGUAUCUGAUCGUCGGCAUUUUCAUCGUCAUUCGAAGUCAUCAUCUCUAAUUGGAAGUCGUCCAUGUCAUUUAAACACUGUGAUACCUGUCAGUGAUUCACCAACACGUAAAUCCGAUCAGGCGACUUCUCCGUCUUCAGAACGCGUUUCAUCAUCACCUUCAUCGAUCCCAUCUACUCCAAGUCAUUUGACCAAGAAAUCUCACACUUCAGUUACAUCUUCACCCAAGUUAAAUAAUCGAAAUAAUGGUGUUACCUGCUUGUUACCUGCAGCAGAGCGUGCCGAUUUAAUUGUUGGCAUCUUCUGGACGGGUGUUCUACUAUUGGAAUCAGAUUUUGAGCAUGAAUACUUAGUUGGCCUGAAGUUACUAAGCUUGGUUAUUCCAAGUAUCUGUGCGUCAAAUUCCAGGCAGUCAUCGACAGCGCAUGGUUUGUCGAAUGGUUCAAGAAUUAAUCUCAGUGACAGAGCUCAGAAAAUGCUUAAUCAAUUGCGUUGGAAUCCGUAUUUCCCUGGGAUACUCAGUUUGGUGAUUAAAGGUUGCUCUUCGCCGAAUCUAGUAGAUCAAGCCUGUCGGUUACUCAUAAUAUUAAUCCCGUUUCUUACUCAUCCUUUGGUAGUACCAUCUGGACGUAUGGGUUUACCAGUCCAAAUAUCGCUUCCUAUUGUUCUGCUUACUCUUAUGCCGAUGUUGACUACUGCAUGGGAUGAAGAUCCGUCCACAUCAGUUCCCAUUAAUCCAUAUGAAAUGAGUUCUGAACAGUUUAGUUUCUUACAGGGUGGAUUUCUUGGUCGGGGUGUAAGUUCAUCAUUGAAUAUUAUACCUCGAGCACUUGGUUCAUGGACUUCAUGUUACUGCACUGCACAUACUUCAUUUGCCAACCCGAACUCAACUGUAGCAUCGAAUUCGAAAAUGAGGACGGAUAGUGUAGGACUUUUCGGCAAUUACUCUUCAAACAGUCUUGGAGUUUUCGGUGGAGCUGAAUCAACCUUAAAUUUAAAUAUGAUAGGUACAGGAAGUAUAAACCGUGAUAUGAAUUCGAUUCCCAAAUCACCCGUUUUACGGCCGAAGAAUCCCGUAUGCAUUCAGGCUGCUGAAUCACUUGCUCAGGCUGCACUUAAAAUAGAUCCAGUUCAAUUCAAUAAUUUAGCGCUUGUACUAAGACUGUAUGCUUCUGGUAAUUUUUCCAAGGAUGUUGAUCAGUGGAGCAAGUGUGUUAUAUGCUAUCUGUUAGAAGGUUGUGGAUCAAAUGCACCUCGUAUGCUUAAACACAUUAAUAUGCUAUUGACUUCUGGACCACCAUGUCUUCAAUUACCGUUACUAAAAGUGGCUUAUUUAUUCCUGCAACAAGUCGAUAUUAAUCAGCCAGAUUUAGGAUCUUCUCUACAGAACUUUAUUACAUCGAUUAUUGGUCAGUUUCUUGGGACCAAUUUGUGGUCCUAUGUUAUUCCAAUUCUGCAAAUCACUGUUUCACGUUCAGCAGUGUUAAGCACUGUGCCAGAAGCUCCUGCAUAUACCCUACCUGGUUUGGAUCCUUCAGGUAGUGGUCGCAUUUUAGACUUCGCAGUCGCAGCUGCAGCAGUCGCUGUUCCACUUCCAGAAAGUGAACCUCCGAGGUUAGAACUUGCUGGUCCUGUGUUAGACUUUACUUUCAAUGUUUUUCAAGAAGCACCAUUACUAGCUCCUGAAUUUGCGCCAAGUUCUUCAUCAAACGCGAAUUUAGAAAAUAUCUCCAAGGUGGAUGCCGCUUCGUAUGAUUUUUCUCCUCUAAAAGGAAAUAAAAAAGAUUUUAUUGAUGCCAGUGAUAUUGGUUUGACGGAAACAUUUGUUUCAGCUUCUGGUGGAUGGAGUAAGCCGGGAAGUUGUCAGUCACGUUUGCGUGAAAAGCUAUAUCGCCUAGUUGGUUGUUAUGGUGUGCCUGCACAGCAAUGUAUCAGUGCUCCAAGAAGCCCAUCGGUUAUCUUCAGUCAAUCCACUGAAACAUUAGACCCACAAUUAAGCGUUCAUUCUAGUAGCGAAACAACAUCUGUUGUCGAUAUAAGCAAUUCAGAUGAUAUACGCCUUGACGAUACAAGCAGUGGUGAACAAACUGCUGUAUUCCGAGAUUUGGACACUUAUUUGGAUGCUCAACUAAUGAACAUCAACUUCCUAGGUGUACCAGAUUGCAGAUUAGCGUCCACAAGUGCUUCAAUGAGUGAAGAAGAGCCCAGACGUCCAUGGGGUGUCCGUGGUCAAGCUAUUACUUGUCAUUUUGAUCUCAAUGGGGAUGGAAGUGAAUCCAUUGCAAAUGAAACUUUUGCUGGAUUAUCAAGACCAAGUCAAACAACAGAAACAAAAAUAAUUACACCAGCGGAAUCUGAUUAUUUAUCAUCUACUUACCACCAAAGCAGAACUAAUUCUCUACCGCAGUUAACAACUGCUUUUGUCGAUAAUAGGUCAAAUGGAGUAAAACAUACAGACUCGAAGAAUUUAAAUACAAACAGGUAUUCAACAAUAACAAUAAGCAACAACUAUACAGAUUGUAAUGUCGAUAAUAGAUAUUCAACAGGAUCACGUGAUGAACAGCAACCACACAUGGAUAAUCAGGGAGCUUCAAGUUCACUAAUGUGGAAAUCAUUCACUGAAGAGAGUAACACCGCAGUACAGUUAGAUCAUGCAGACAAUGACUAUAUGAGUUUGUUGUAUACUACUAGGAAGAGUGACACACUUAGUGAAGGGGAUUGUGAAAUGAAAUCUAGUGAGAAUUCACAGACUAAAAAGCGUUUAAAUGUUAAUACGCGCAAUUCACGUGCUGAGCAUGUAUCGUUUGAUCUUGGUGAUGGCACUGAAGAGGUCGAAGGAGAAGACAGUGAGGUAGAAAACACUACAACGACUACUACUACUAUCGGUGGUAGUGUGCAGAAUUACGAAGAAGAAAACAGACAAAGCAACGCGAAAGGGAUUCUCGUAAGCCAUUCACGUUGUCAAUCUCACAAAAAAGCACAUACUACAUUGCAGUCAAAUGCUGUUCAUCUCCCUAGCACUUCUAUAGUGCGGUUUGCAUCUAUACAAGUCCUAACUAACAGUAAUUGUGAUUAUAUUGACAACGCUGACGAUCAAAACUAUUCUGCUGCAAAAUCCAGACCAAAUAUUUACUUCCCUCGAUGUUACGUGUCCUGUCGAAAUGAAUUAGGUUUACGGGAUAAACAACAUAUUCAAAUUUUAAAGAAAUCAGAACAACAAAGUACCAAUCACCGAUAUCGUGUAUGUAAUACGAAAAAUUCUCUCCUAGGAAAAAUGAAACGUUCGGCUUCAACAUCGGAACUAUCAGUUAAUAAGCAGCAGUACAUUUUAGUUGAAUCAAGUGAUGGUAAUAAAUCCCUCGCCAAUUCACUUUUACUAUCACCUUUAAGUUAUCGAAGUGAAGUAAAUAGUAAUAGAGACCGAAAUACUUUUGGUCAAUCCUCUUCAUCGUUAUCCUCGUCAAGAUCAUCAUCGCCCAAAUUAAGCAGUAGUGAGUUUAAACAACCCAUAUCCGAUUUAAUUAUCACAGAUAAUAAUAAUACUGGUGAUAAUGAUGACAACAAUAAUACUAGUACAGUGAAAGCUGUCUCUUCUUGGACAUGUUCUUCUUCAUUAAUAUCGCCUCAAUCCAUUCCAUUUUCACCAUCACUCUCAGUAUCUUCGUCAUCAGCAGUAGCAUCUGUACAUAGUUCUCAUUCUUCAUUGCAUUAUACACAGUCAAGUGGAAGAAAUAAAAGAUCUAAUCAUAUCUUCCCUGCUAUCACCAAGAUGCAUAGAUCAACAAGUGACUCAAGUGUAAAUUGUAGCGGUAAAAAAAUCAUAUGUGUGCGUCAGCAGCAACAUGAACAUGGCGAGCAACAAAGUGAUCAACAGCAGAGCAUCAUAAAAGUAUCAGUUCAGUCAUCAACAAGUUUGUAUAAUUGGAGAAACCCGCUGACUACUGAACAAAAAUGGUUUGAAUUAGAAUCGUUUUUGCAUUCCACAACCUGUUCGCGCUUAAAUGAACAGCAAAUGUUGAUGUGUAUGCUCAAUGAACUCCCGCAAUCAUAUCAAGAAUUAGUUUCACGCUAUAUGCUUGCUCUUAAGCAAACUAUUAAUUUAUCUGGUUAUUCGUGGACUGAAUCGAGUCGUUUCAGUUGUUUAGUUAAAUUGAGUGGAAGAAUUAUCAAAUAUUUGCGACCACCAUGGUUUUUUUAUCGUUCAUGUCAGGAUGUUCUUCCUGAAACAAGCCAAAAACAAUUAAUCACUAGUGUAACAAAUCUAAUGCGGAUAUAUCACGAGGUUCAUAAUCAAUUCUCCGGAUUGUGUAAUGUGUUACAGACCACAAAUAUCGAGGAUAUUUUUCAACUGUUACGUCAUAUGUUGUUCACCUUACUAGAAUUUGUUAAACAUUCCCAUGCAGAGGUUGAAGCAGUGUACAAUAGUUUAAUAAUACCACAUGAAGGUGAAAUAUCGACCGAACUACAGAAUUCGUCUGUUCGUUUUCAAUAUUUACUGAAAUGCCUUUUAUCAGGUCUAGAUUCACGCAGUACUGAAAGUUAUGAUGGUGAAUGUAAUCAGUGCAUACAGUCACUUAAUAACGAUGAGACCUCUUUAAACAACGAUCUAUGUAAACUGUUAACAACCAUUGUGGAAAGCAAUGCAAACAAUGAACUUUCAACAGAACUCAGUGAUUUCAACUCAGAGCACUGUAAACAAGUCAUUAAAAUAUACAAGUCUCCCUCGGAUAGAUCUAAAAAAUCAGAACAAUCUAUCGAUAUGGUAAUCAACAUUUUAAAUAUUUAUGCAAAUCAUAUAUAUGAAAACAACCCGACUUCAUUUGUUGUAUACCUCCCGUUACCUAUACUGGAUGAAGAAGUUAAUAAUCACUCAGAUACCAAUACUUACUGUAUGUAUUUAAUUGAAAAACUAAAACAACUCGAGUCCGAAAACUGCAGCAGUCAAGAUCAGAUUUAUUAA
Messenger RNA from Trichobilharzia szidati, 14328 nucleotides. The record is from the annotation of a GenBank genome assembly. NCBI's taxonomy places the organism in Eukaryota, Metazoa, Platyhelminthes, Trematoda, Strigeidida, Schistosomatidae.